This is a messenger RNA of Sinocyclocheilus rhinocerous, 3973 nucleotides long. RefSeq names its product attractin-like. Lineage: Eukaryota; Metazoa; Chordata; Actinopteri; Cypriniformes; Cyprinidae. Gene Ontology annotation, molecular function: protein binding. The transcript has 24 exons. The record is from RefSeq and is a predicted model, not a curated record. Gene Ontology annotation, cellular component: Golgi apparatus. Bases 1 to 3267 code for a protein of 1088 amino acids.
AUGGCGAUAAGAGUGGAUCUUUAUGGUCUCUGGCUAACGGGACCCUCAGGUUAUCUCUCUGACGGACCAGGAAACUACAAAUACAAGACCAAGUGCACAUGGCUUAUUGAGGGACAGCCGAACUCAAUCCUGAGGCUUCGCUUUGAGCAUUUUGCCACUGAGUGCAGCUGGGAUCAUCUGUAUGUGUAUGAUGGAGACUCCAUCUACUCUCCUAUACUUGCUGCCUUCAGUGGUUUGAUUGUUCCUGAGAGCUACAGCAAUGAGACCGUCCCAGAGGUGGUGGCACAGUCUGGCUUCGCUCUGCUGCACUUCUUCAGUGACGCGGCAUAUAAUCUCACUGGCUUCAACGUCUCCUACAGGUUGAAUAUGUGCCCAAAUAACUGCUCUGAUCGUGGGGAGUGUCGUGUGGGGAAUUCCAGUGACUCUGUGCAGUGUGAAUGUGAGGUCGGCUGGAAAGGAGAGGCCUGUGAUGUGCCCUACUGCUCCUCUGACUGCGGCUCCCCUCUGCGGGGACGGUGUGACAGCGCCGCCAAACGCUGCCAGUGCAAACCAGGAUGGCAAGGCCUGGACUGCUCAAUAACUGUACCAGCAAAUGUUUCCUUCUGGACACGUGAGGAAUACAGCGGGCAUGGCUUGGUGCGGGCGUCCCAUAAGGCUGUGGUUCAUGAAGACGUGAUGUGGGUGAUAGGUGGACAUAUGUUUAACUACACACACUACCAGAUGGUGACUGCGUUCAACAUCUCCUCUCAAAGCUGGAUGUCGUUAAACCGGUCCGUCAACUCUGUAACUGGACGCUACGGUCAUUCUCUCUCCCUGCAUGAGGAUCAAAUCUAUAUGUACGGUGGGAAGAUUGACUCCACAGGAAACGUGACAUCAGAACUCUGGGUGUUCCACACAUGGAACCAGUCAUGGGUUCUGCUGAAUCCGCGUGCUAAAGAACAGUAUGCCGUCGUGGGCCAUUCUGCACACACUGUCCAGCUCCAUCCCGACAGAUCAGAGCCCGUCAUACUGGUCGUCUUCGGACACUGCCCUCUUUACGGAUACAUCAGCCAAGUGCAGCAGUACAACAUUGUAAAGAACACAUGGAGUGUUUUAGAGACUCGUGGGGCACUGGUUCAGGGUGGCUAUGGGCACAGCAGUGUGUAUGAUCCUCAAACCCGCUCCAUCUACAUCCAUGGAGGCUAUAAAGCUUUCAGUGCCAAUAAAUACGGCCUGGCCGGGGACCUGUACCGCUAUGAUGUGGACAAGAGAAUGUGGUUGAUUCUGAGGGACAGUGGUUUUUUCCGUUACCUCCACACGGCGGUGAUUGUUGACGGGAACAUGUUGGUGUUUGGAGGGAACACGCACAACGACACCUCAAUGAGCCAUGGGGCGAAGUGCUUCUCCUCAGACUUCAUAACAUACAGCAUAGCUUGUGAUGAGUGGAUUGUACUGCCCCAUCCAGAUCUUCACCAUGACGUCAACCGUUUUGGCCACUCAGCUGUGUAUCACAAUGGGGUGAUGUACGUGUAUGGAGGCUUUAACAGCCUGAUGCUCAGCGAUGUGCUGAGGUUCACCCCUGCGAGCUGCGCUGCUUUCUCGGAGCAGCUGGAGUGUGUGACGGCUGUGCCCGGCGUGAAGUGUGUGUGGAACUCCACUACCUCCACCUGUAUGUCCUGGGACACAGCGGCACCCCAUGACACAGAGAGCUUGAGAAACACCUGCAGUCCCAGAGGGGGUAGUACCAGUAUUUUCAACAUCAUAAUAACCCUCACCACGCAGAAGAAAGUCCAGUUCGUCCUCAAAGAGAUGCAUAACAGAUCAUUGCAAUCAAAAGCAGUGAUCACUCCGUGGGUGGGUCUGAGGAAGAUCAAUGUCUCCUACUGGUGCUGGGAGGACAUGUCCCCCUUCACCAACUCCACGCUGCAGUGGCUGCCGGGCGAGCCCAGCGACGCUGGUUUUUGUGGGUUCCUGGCUGAGCCCACUUUUAACGGACUAAAGGCGGCGACCUGCGUCAACUCUGUGAAUGGGAGUCUGUGUGAACGACCAACGAACCACAGUGUGAAGCAGUGUCGGACGCCCUGUGCCCUGCGCUCUUCCUGUAGUGAGUGCACCAGUGGGAGCUCAGAGUGCAUGUGGUGCAGUAACACGAGGCAGUGCGUGGACUCUAAUGCUUAUGUGGCAUCCUUCCCCUACGGCCAGUGCAUGGAGUGGUACACCAUGAACAGCUGCCCACCGGAGAAUUGUUCUGGCUACAAGACCUGUGGUCACUGUUUGGACCAGCCUGGCUGUGGGUGGUGCACUGAUCCCAGCAAUACAGGACGGGGCCAGUGUAUAGAGGGCUCUUACCGCGGCCCAAUUCAAACACUGUUCCACGCCCCUUCCUCUUCAGGCCCCUCCCUCAUUCCCGCCCCUCAGCCAAUGCUGAACGUGAGCUUGUGCCCACUAGAGGGCAGCUACAACUGGUCCUUUAUCCAGUGCCCAGCAUGCCAGUGUAACGGACAUAGCUCUUGUGUCAAUGAGAGUGUAUGUGAGAGAUGCGAGGACCUCACCACAGGCAAACAGUGUGAGAGCUGCAUCUCCGGUUACUAUGGCGAUCCCACAAACGGGGGCAGCUGUCAGUCUUGUAAGUGCAACGGCCAUGCCAGCAUGUGUAACUCUAACAAUGGCAAAUGCUUCUGUACCACCAAAGGCAUCAAAGGAGACCGCUGCCAUUUGUGUGAGGUAGAGAACCGUUACCAGGGCAACCCUCUGAAGGGAACGUGUUAUUACACUCUGCUGAUAGAUUACCAGUUUACCUUCAGUUUGUCUCAGGAGGACGACCGCUACUACACUGCCAUCAACUUUGUGGCAACUCCAGAUGAGCAAAAUCGAGACCUGGACAUGUUUAUUAAUGCCUCAAAAAACUUUAACCUCAACAUCACAUGGGCAACCAGCUUUGCAGCUGGGACUCAAGCUGGUGAGGAAAUCCCUAUAGUCUCCCGCAGCAACAUAAAGGAAUUCAAAGACAGUUUCUCCAACGAGAAGUUCGAUUUCCGUAGCAAUGCCAACAUUACCUUCUACGUGUAUGUCAGCAACUUCACCUGGCCAGUCAAAAUCCAGAUCGCUUUCUCUCAACACAGUAACUUCAUGGAUUUGGUUCAGUUCUUUGUCACGUUCUUCAGCUGUUUCCUGUCCUUGCUUCUGGUGGCAGCAGUCGUAUGGAAGAUAAAACAGAGCUGCUGGGCGUCACGGCGCAGAGAGGUCAGUGCUGUAGCAUUUCCCUUGUUACCUGUGGAAUUUCAUUGACUUUCCCUGCCUCUUGCUGCUCUACACAGCUUUGAACCAUCCCAUUAAUGUCACAUCAGCAUCUCUGAAUGCUGUCAGUCAGGCUGGACAGAUCCAUCUGUUAGGCUGUUUUUGGACAAUUCCACUAGAAGUUUGUCUCUGUCUUUUGUUUUUUUUUAUCAUUAUUUGUUUUUUUCUUUAAUGGCGGUUACUGAUAUCUUGUGAGCAUUUUGUUGGUUUUAUGCAAUUUAGUUACAUUUCAGCUACACAAACUAUUUAAGUGGAUUUAUAAAGUUAGUAUUAAGAAAUAUUCUCAUGGUGUGAAGCAAUUGGUUUUCUUAAAUGGUUGGAGUGACCUUAGCUUUUUGGUUUUACAGUGUAUACUUAAUCAUGAAAUAACAAUUGUUAUUUUUAUAUGUAAAUAACAUUUAGGAACUGUGUUUGAAAUAAAUAAGGAGCAGUAAAUUAGUACUGAUACAAAAAACAUGAGAAAUGUAUUUUUUAAUUUGAUUUUGUUAUGCACACGGAUGUCCUUUGCUUAGAUGCAUGUUGAAAAGCCACUAAAAGUAAUUUAUCCAAAUAUCAUCAAAUAUAUCUAAGCAUUGAUUUUUUUAGGUAGAAUGUGAGCUUAUUGAUGCAUUUCAGUGAAUCUGCUUUUCUAUUUCAGCCGUUCCUUCUGGUCAGAGGCUUUCCAUAUACUUAGUUCGUAUUUAGUUUGGACAGUUAC